GCCUCAACAAACUCUUUUUUACUCCCAAAGCCUUUUUCCUCUGACCCGGCUGAGACUGCUGCUCUAAGAGGAGACCCCCGACUCAGAGAGAACCCCCGCCUGCCGUCAGAGGCUGAAAGGGCCCUGGAAGCUUUUCUCGGUUCCUGUCUGUUCCAGCAGCCCCAGAGGCUCUGAAGCCCCUCCAUGAAUCCUCGGAAGAAGGUGGACCUCAAGCUCAUCAUCAUUGGAGCCCUGGGUGUUGGAAAGACUUCCCUCCUCCACCGAUUCGUGCACAAGACAUUUUACGAGGACUAUCAGACCACACUGGGAGCCAGCAUCCUCUCCAAGAUUAUCAUACUGGAUGACACAACUUUGAAGCUACAGAUCUGGGACACAGGAGGACAGGAGCGAUUCCGCUCCAUGGUGUCUACAUUCUACAAAGGCUCUGAUGGCUGCGUCCUGGCUUUUGAUGUCACUGACCUGGAGACCUUUGAAGCCCUGGAAACCUGGAGGGGUGAUGUUCUGGCCAAAACCAUUCCAAUGGAGCAGUCCUACCCCAUGGUGGUGCUGGGGAACAAGAUCGAUCUGGCAGACCGGCAGGUGCCACAGGAGGUAGCCCAAGACUGGUGUAAAGAGAAGGAUAUUCCCUAUUUUGAAGUCAGUGCCAAGAAUGACAUCAAUGUGGUACAAGCCUUCGAGAUGCUGGCCAGUCGGGCUCUGUCAAGGUAUCGAAGCGUCUUAGAGAAUUACCUCACAGACUCCAUCAAGCUCUCACCAGAAGGCCAGUCCAAGAGCAGCUGCUGCUGACCUUCCAGACUCCUGCUCUGCACACCCAGGGACAGAGCAUGCGCAAGGCCUGGUCAUUCUGGGCCCCCACCAGCCCCACUGCCCGCCGAAGCUCAGAUGGCAGUCCAGGCUCUGCGGCCAGAGCCCUGAAUCCCUCGUAUCUGCGCGGGACCCAGAACCAGAGGGCGGCCCUGCCUCAGGCUGAGUGUAGAGAGGCCGGGGCUGGGCCCUUGAGCCUGGAUGAAACCCCGGAUGUCACAGCCAAACCCCAGAGGAGUCACAAUUCCCUCGUGGACUCCAGCUUUCUUGCCACACGCCCUUCCCAGCCACACCCCUGCUCCAGAACGCACAUCUCUGCAGACAGGCCGCUCUCUCUGGAGUCCUAUUAUAUUCUCCUAUGGACUGGCCUUCCUCAGCCCAACCACCACACCCCCCAAGAGCCACAGCACAGCUUUGGACAAGGGUACAGCUCAGGCUCCCUCGUAACCGGGGCCAGGGAGUGAGGGUCUACCUCAACCCCUGGCAGCAGCUGUUCAGACCUGGGACACUCCCGUUUGUCCCCUCCAGAAUGCAGGACUGAGGGAGCGCAGGAAAAACCCACCAGGGACUGGUGCAUUUCUCCCUGCUGGUGCUCAGGCAACUCCCAUAACUCUUUUUGAGCUUCAGCUUAUUCAUCUGUCAAAUGGGAGUCGCAUGUGCCC
Molecule: messenger RNA, 1466 nt
Organism: Eubalaena glacialis (North Atlantic right whale)
Lineage: Eukaryota; Metazoa; Chordata; Mammalia; Artiodactyla; Balaenidae
Gene: RAB7B
Product: RAB7B, member RAS oncogene family
Exons: 6
Coding region: 184-786 (200 amino acids)
Biological process (GO): endosome to lysosome transport; phagosome-lysosome fusion
Cellular component (GO): lysosome; phagocytic vesicle; late endosome
Molecular function (GO): GTPase activity; GTP binding
Source: RefSeq, a predicted model, not a curated record